Molecule: messenger RNA, 1653 nt
Organism: Cutaneotrichosporon cavernicola
Lineage: Eukaryota; Fungi; Basidiomycota; Tremellomycetes; Trichosporonales; Trichosporonaceae
Exons: 6
Coding region: 1-1653 (550 amino acids)
Biological process (GO): ubiquitin-dependent protein catabolic process
Molecular function (GO): ubiquitin protein ligase activity
Source: RefSeq, a predicted model, not a curated record
AUGCAGUCCUCGCGGGGACAUGCCGGCGCGCCGCCAUCAUCAUCUCGGUUUCCGUGGCUUGGCGCAGGCCUCGCACUCCUUGCCACCGUCGUCCUCGUCUCCGGCGCCCCCCUCGUACCAGAGCCAACCGAAUUUGCAUCCACCGUCUCCAACUCUGCUGCCGAUGCCCGCGCAGCCGAUAUACGCGCCCUAUUCGCCGACCCUACUGCCUGGGUUCCCGAUGCCAGGGAGAACGGCGGCUGGAUCUCACACUGGCUCGGCGGGGGCGAAGGCAUCCUUUCCAUCUCCGUCGACGGAGAGAAUAUUACCUUGCCCCACAGGCCCGCGGCGUUCCCCGACUGGCUCGGGCCCAGCGCCCAACUACCUGUCACCGGCAUCCUGCGCCCAUUUACCGUGUUAUCCACAGAUAGCAAGGAGGCGCCGGAACGAGCAUGCGUCACCCCGAAGUGGCCACCUACCCGACCGUCAUACCCCGUCCCUCCCUAUACUGUCGCUCUGGUUGAGCGCGGCGGGUGCGACUUUGCGACCAAGGUCCUCGCUGCGCAGGAGCGGGGUGCGGCUGCAGUCGUUGUCGGAGACUCGGCGCACCCCGGCGAGACGGACGAGGAGGGGCGCAUGAGGGAGAACCUCAUAACCAUGUUCUCACCUGAAGAUACCUCUGGCAUUAUUAUCCCAAGCGUGUUUGUGUCACGCGCAAGUUACCUUAUCAUUCGUGACCUGCUAUCGAACCAUACAGUCAAGGGGAAGCCGGGAUUGGAAGUCGAAGUCGGCGAAGCAUCCGACGAUGGAAGCGCCCUUGGCAGUCUGCUGACUUUCGCCCUCCUCAUGCCAUCCCUAUUCCUCAUCGCCACAGUUGCCGCACAUCGCGUCCGUGUGGCACGGCAACGGGAAGCCAACCGCGCCCCUCCCACUGUCGUCCUCUCUCUCCCAGAACGCGUAUGGAGCCCGGACAUUGUGUGGGAAAAGGAUGACUCGGAAUCAGACAAGGAUGAGGCAUCGCAACGAGACGACGACGAUGAUGCUGAACCAACACCUAAGGCUGCAGGUGACUCGGCCGAGGCGGCGGCCGAGGGCGCGCCAGAGAUGACCGAUGCGACGGAGACCCACACUGUGCAGGGCGACUCUGACGUGACGACGCGCUCCGCCGACGCAGACGACGAGGCGGACGCGGUCAUGGUCACACCCGUCAAGGCACUACAAGCUCGUCGCCGUGGCAAGGAGCGACGCAAGAGCAAGCGUUACUAUUCCAAGGACGAAUGUGCCAUUUGCAUGGACGACUUCCACAAGGGAGAGAUUGUGCGAAUCCUUCCCUGCGGACACGUCUUCCACAAGGACGAGUGCGACGAGUGGCUCCUCAAGUGGAGAAAGCUGUGCCCGACUUGCCGUGCGGAUGUGACGAUUCCUACGACUGAUCUAUCGGGGUCGACGACGAUCACGCCCGUCGUCGACAGGACGGCGGCGGCGGCCGAAGGCGGACCGCGGUACGGUGCCACGGACGAGGAUGGCGAAGAUGAAGGCGGGGCGCGGGGCACGUGGACUGGGCGCGCUGGAACGCGCCUCGGCGCAAUGUGGAACUCGCUGAGAGCAGCAGUCGCGCGUCCGGCACCGGAGACUGGGGAGCGUGCCCCACUGGUGCCGGUCAAUGUUGUGUGA